AUGUUCGUCAAGGAAGACAUCUAUCCAGCGUCGCUCACCGCCGCCGGCCAGUGGAACAGCUACGAGUGGUGCCCCACGGCUGGACCGAUGCCGCCGAAUUGCGCGCCGCGCCCCAUUGCAGGCUCCAACUACUACCUGUCUCCCGACGUCCACGAGGAGGAAAACUACUUGAUCCCUGAGCCGUCAAUCUACCUGCCCAGCUGCCAGUACCGUAGCCACGAUUUUGAUGGGCGCGAUGCGUGCUUGCCGCUCGAAAUUUACGUCGCCCCCAAGUUCUACACCGCAUACCGUCUGAGGUCGCCGCCAUACGCCAAGCUGCUGAGCAACGAAGACACGCUCAACUUGAAAUGGCGCGCACCGACUACUACCGGCAACAACGAGAGGACGGUCUGGUACCCAAAGUGCCUGAUCGUCGACAAGGACAAGCUGCUGCCGCAGCACCUGGCUCUGUUCGAGAACAACACCUUCCUCGACUGCAAGAAGAACCCCUUCUAUCUCUGGGGGCCACCGCAGCAGAGGGAUGCGCUCUCCAUCAAGGCGGAAGCGUGCAAGAACGCGGAUGAUGCCAAAGCGCGGUUCUGCAUGGCGGAGGAGAGCGUAGAUCCGAAUUUGGAGCGCAGCAUCCACCAGACGGAACCGACCUCGGCGCCUUCCGGCGGCGACGACGCGCCCAUCGACAUCGUACCGCUCAUCGCCACUGGCCUGCUAUCAAUUCUUCUUGUCGGCGGAGGGCUCACCGGGAUCGUUGCACUACUCCGAAUGCUCGCCUACGAAAAUGGCCUGGUCAAAGCCAGGAAGGCUGAAGCUGAGGAUCGCACCUCGUGCGGCGUCUUCAAAGCCGGCAAAGCGUUCGGCCGAAACGUUGGCUGGAAAAACGGCUGGGCGGACCCGUUGCACGACCAGCACAAGAAGCGCAUGGCGGAAUACACCAAGGGGCUGCGCGUCAAAAACCGAGAGCUGAUGGCGCUCUCCAAGGGGAAGACCGGCACCGAUGCAGAAGCCGCCGAGGAGGAGAGCAGCCCGGCGCCAUCCGCUGCGCCGACCCCAGCUGCCGAAUCGCCCACCACGCCCUCCACCUCUGCCCCCGCCCCCCUUGGCAAUAUGAGAGAUGAGGGCGACGACGCGGCUGGAGUAGCCAUACUCGUUGUCGUACCACGCGGCAGCUUGACGAAGUGCGGGUUGAGGCUGAUGCACGCUCCGGCAUCGAAGAUGGACGAGCGAGUGUCGCCGACAAAGUCGGUGGACACAACC
Mesorhabditis spiculigera is the source of this 1251-nucleotide messenger RNA. The record is from the annotation of a GenBank genome assembly. NCBI's taxonomy places the organism in Eukaryota, Metazoa, Nematoda, Chromadorea, Rhabditida, Rhabditidae.